Messenger RNA from Dermatophagoides farinae (American house dust mite), 1334 nucleotides. RefSeq lists its product as uncharacterized. Lineage: Eukaryota; Metazoa; Arthropoda; Arachnida; Sarcoptiformes; Pyroglyphidae. Gene Ontology annotation, molecular function: DNA-binding transcription factor activity, RNA polymerase II-specific; RNA polymerase II transcription regulatory region sequence-specific DNA binding. The record is from RefSeq and is a predicted model, not a curated record. Gene Ontology annotation, biological process: regulation of transcription by RNA polymerase II.
UGAUUGAUUUGAAUCGGUUGAAUUAAAAUUUAAAAAUUUCGACUCUUGAAACGGAAAUUAAUUUUUUUUUCAUCUGUGAGAAACGGCAAGCUCUUAAUGAAAUGAUGUCACCAAAUGUGAAGGAAUUGCAAUCCUCAACAACAGCAGUGAGCGAUAUAAUGGCCACCAUGAUAUCACCCUAUGGUUAUGAUUCAGCCACCAAGAUUGACAAUCAUCAAUCGACAAUCAAUUAUCACAUGAACAAUGAAUCAAAGCCUGUGACAAACAAAACCAACAGAAAAACACACACCUCAUCGUCGUCGUCGUUAUUUUUGAUUGAUCAGAUUCUCAAAACGAAUGAUCAAAUGUCCGAUAGUGAAACCGGAUCAGACACAGUUGAUGAUCGAGAAGCCAUAUCAUUGGCUCUGAUGGACGAUGAUGCAGAUGAUAUUUUAUCGCUUGAAUCGAUGCGUUCAAGUCGACGCAAAGUUCGUCGUAGCCGUACCACAUUCACCACAUAUCAAUUGCAUCAAUUGGAACGAGCUUUCGAAAAGACUCAAUACCCGGACGUCUUUACACGCGAAGAAUUGGCCAUGAGAUUGGAUCUAAGCGAAGCCAGAAUUCAGGUCUGGUUCCAGAACCGAAGAGCGAAAUGGCGAAAGCGUGAGAAAUCGGGUCGUAAUGAAUCGACAAGCCCGAUGCCAAUGCCAAUGCCGAUGAUGAUGAUGAUGAUGACAAACAAUGAUGGCGGCAACAAACUAAUCAGUGACAAUGAUCAACACGGAAAACAACAACCACCGACUGUAUCACAUGACAUCGGACAAUCAUCAAUGGCCAAAUCACCCAAACCAUUUGGACAUUUGGCUUUUUCAUCCUCCUCGUCAUCAUCAUCAUCAUCAUCAUCGUCCACUUCGUCUACAAACGCGUCAUCGUCCAUGGACAGGUCAAAGAUGCCGCCACCACCAUUGAGCAACCCGAAAAUGGCAACACCUAUGCCCAUGAUGGCCAUCUCAAAUUACAUCAGUCCACUACAUUGGUCAUUGGCUGGUUCACCACCAUCACACUUUCCUGUUGCAGCAACCCCCCCACCAUCAUCCUCAUCCUCACUAUUGUCCAAUUAUCUGCAACAACACCUAUUCCGUUGGCCAACGGCUGCCGCCUACUUAUUGGCCAAUGGUGAUGAAGGUAAUCAUAGUAUUCAUAGUCAUAGUGAUCGGCUACAACAAUGGGAAACUUAUCUCAAAGAAAUUCAAUUGCUACACGAUGAUCAGCGAUAACCUUUAAACGAUUCAUUCAUUCAUUCAUUGACUGUACAAAACUAUGAACUGAAUAAUAAAUCAUAUUAUUAUGCACAU